UUGUUCUUCCUCUUCAGAUCGCUGCUUGUUGACUCGAUCGGGAACUGCCUUGCGGUCGAUCUGAUGCCUAGUGUCGUGGUUAGGAUCGGAUGACGUCCGCUCCGGCCGCCGCGCCUCCUUUCGAGCGCCACCGCGCUGCCUCUUCGAAUACGUGUGAGCAAAGACUCCAUUGUUCUGCAUCAAAUUAGUGAAAUUAGUGAAAUUCAACUGGGGCUUUCGUUCAGGAACAAGGGGCAGCUUGCUAUUGAUCUAUCGAUUUUAUUGGAGCUAAAAGGAGUUGGAUAUUUGGAUGAGCUUUCGACGCUUCCUUGAGUUGGGCACUAGAAGGUGUUCAAGAGUGAACUGCUGUUCAUAUCAUCAAAAGUGAAAACUCCUUUUCUGCUUACGCCUGUUUGCAAUCACCAAAACUGCCAUCCCUCACAUAUUGCCUGAAGCAAAAUUAAAGAAAUCUGAAAUCUGAUGGACCCAAUUCUGUCUGUCCAUGUCAAACUCCUAGCUGUGGAUCUGCUCUCACUGACUGUCCAAUCUUAUGGCCCUCUCACAUUCACCCACAAAAAUUGGCCCAUUGCUCGAGCUGAAAGUCUUGGUGUGGUGGUUAGCCGAGAGCGCAAGGAUAAGUUCCUCAAAUUUCUAGUUGACGAUGGCACUGGUUGCAUCCCUUGCAUACUCUGGCUCAACCACCACUCAUUUGCACAGCGCUCUCACCCCAUUGAUCUUGAACUGAAGGCACGGAUGGCAUUAGAUUAUGCUGAGAAGAUUCAGCUUGGGCUUCUUGUAAGAGUUCGAGGACGGAUCACUUCUUUCAUGGGUGUGAUACAGGUAACUGUGGCUGAUGUUGUGUUUGAAAGGGAUCCCAACAUGGAGUUGUUGCACUGGUUGGAUUGUAUUAGGAUGUCUCGAAGAUAUCCCUGAUGUAAAUACCUUGUCUCGUCAAAGUAUUUCCUGACAUUGUAUUAGUGUUCUAUCUGAACUAUGGGAGAUGUGGAGGUUUUUAAAACGGGUUCAUGGUAUUCUUGUUGGUACGUGUGAUAGAUCUCUAGUUUUAACUAAUUGGUUUUUACGAAAGCCAUUAAAAUGA
Messenger RNA from Dioscorea cayenensis subsp. rotundata (Guinea yam), 1078 nucleotides. Its product is annotated as CST complex subunit STN1. Gene Ontology annotation, biological process: DNA replication; double-strand break repair via homologous recombination; nucleotide-excision repair. The record is from RefSeq and is a predicted model, not a curated record. Lineage: Eukaryota; Viridiplantae; Streptophyta; Magnoliopsida; Dioscoreales; Dioscoreaceae. Gene Ontology annotation, cellular component: DNA replication factor A complex; site of double-strand break; chromosome, telomeric region.